Messenger RNA from Saimiri boliviensis boliviensis (Bolivian squirrel monkey), 1464 nucleotides. RefSeq names its product chitinase domain containing 1 (gene CHID1). Lineage: Eukaryota; Metazoa; Chordata; Mammalia; Primates; Cebidae. Gene Ontology annotation, molecular function: chitin binding; oligosaccharide binding. The record is from RefSeq and is a predicted model, not a curated record. Gene Ontology annotation, cellular component: endomembrane system. Gene Ontology annotation, biological process: carbohydrate metabolic process.
CCCCGCCCCUGUGCCGGCCCCGCCCCACCGCAUCCCAGCGUGCCGUGCGCGGCGAUAGCGCGCGGGCCGCUGGGGCGGGACUUCCGGCGCGCCGGAGCAUCCUCCGGCCGAGCGUGUGUGGCCGCCCGGCCUCCCUGACAUGCAGCCCUCUGGACCGCGAGGCUGGACCCUGCUGUGACACACCUACCAUGCGGACACUCUUCAAACUCCUCUGGCUUGCUCUGGCCUGCGGCCCUGUUCACACUACUCUGUCAAAGUCAGAUGCCAAAAAAGCUGCCUCGAAGACGCUGCUGGAGAAGAGUCAGUUUUCAGAUAAGCCAGUCCAGGACCGGGGUUUGGUGGUGACAGACCUCAAAGCUGAGGACGUGGUUCUUGAGCAUCGCAGCUACUGCUCAGCCAAGGCCCGGGACAGACACUUUGCUGGAGAUGUGCUGGGCUAUGUCACCCCAUGGAACAGCCAUGGCUAUGAUGUCACCAAGGUCUUCGCGAGCAAGUUCACACAGAUCUCGCCCGUCUGGCUGCAGCUGAAGAGACGUGGCCGUGAGAUGUUUGAGGUCACGGGCCUCCAUGACGUGGACCAAGGGUGGAUGCGAGCCAUCAGGAAGAAUGCUAAGGGCCUGCACAUCGUGCCUCGGCUCCUGUUUGAGGACUGGACUUACGAUGAUUUCCGGAACGUCUUAGACAGUGAGGAUGAGAUAGAGGAGCUGAGCAAGACCGCGGUCCAGGUGGCGAAGAACCAGCAUUUCGACGGCUUCGUGGUGGAGGUCUGGAACCAGCUGCUAAGCCAGAAGCGUGUGGGCCUCGUCCACAUGCUCACCCACCUGGCUGAGGCACUGCACCAGGCCCGGCUGCUGGCCAUUCUGGUCAUUCCGCCCGCCAUCACCCCCGGGACCGACCAGCUGGGCAUGUUCACGCACAAGGAGUUUGAGCAACUGGCCCCUGUGCUGGAUGGUUUCAGCCUCAUGACCUACGACUACUCCACGGCGCACCAGCCUGGCCCUAACGCACCCCUGUCCUGGGUUCGAGCCUGCGUCCGGGUCCUGGACCCCAAGUCCAAGUGGCGAAGCAAAAUCCUCCUGGGACUCAACUUCUACGGUAUGGACUAUGCAACCUCCAAGGAUUCCCGGGAGCCCAUUGUUGGUGCCAGGUACAUCCAGACACUGAAGGACCACAGGCCCCGGAUGGUGUGGGACAGCCAAGCAUCGGAGCACUUCUUCGAGUACAAGAAGAGCCGCAGCGGGAGGCACGUCGUCUUCUACCCAACCCUGAAGUCCCUGCAGGUGCGGCUGGAGCUGGCGCGGGAGCUGGGCGUCGGGGUCUCCAUCUGGGAGCUGGGCCAGGGCCUGGACUACUUCUACGACCUGCUCUAGGCGGGCAUGGCGACCCAUGGCAGACGGGUUCUUUCCUAAGCCCUGGAGCGAGUGACCGGGUGUGAAAUACAGGCCUCCACUCUGUUUGCUGUGA